AUGCUAUAUUUACCAUCCUUGAUUUUUUCCCCUAAAACCCUUGUCGCACCAAUAUUCAUUAUCGCUUAUUAAUAUGGCUAUGCUUAUACUAUAAGAUAUGUGAUUUCAAUAGUUAUGUCACUAAUUUUGAUACUUUCUUUAGAAAACUUUUCAAAAGACCAAGACCCAAGCCUCUUCCGCGACUAUCUAUACAUUUAAGAAAUAAGGAACCCAAUUAUUCCUUGCCAAGUGGAAGUUGUGCUCAAGCUGCAACCUUUCUCUUUUAUUUUAUCAAUGCUAAUGGAACUGGUAUAUUUAUUAUAUAAAGAUUUUAGUAGACAUCUCUAACAUUUUGAUAGCAAUUCAUAUAGCUUUUAAUGCAAUGUUAGGCAGAGUGUAUUUCUGAAGCCACUACUUCAGUGAUUGUCAUCUUGGAUUUGUAAUAGGAGUGGCGAAUGCCUUCUUGA
Molecule: messenger RNA, 446 nt
Organism: Paramecium octaurelia
Lineage: Eukaryota; Ciliophora; Oligohymenophorea; Peniculida; Parameciidae
Source: the annotation of a GenBank genome assembly